AUGGCAAAUCCUGUGUACAAAUCGCCUCCCAGAAACCGAUUGACUGUUUCUUCUCUCCUCUCCCCUCCGGAAAUGAAACGAUCUGAAUCCUUUGGCUCCUCAAUCGCACCCUCAACAGUCGCCUAUACCUCUUUCACCUCAUUCGCCUCCAACUCCGAGACCUCCAAGGCUGCAAUGGCCGACUACACAGUCGCUUUCGAACCUACCGCUUCUUCUGCAAACCGCGACGCCUACGCUUCCCCACCAAUCUCUCCGUACGACCGCCAAUCGCAGAAAGAGAACAUGGACACUUGCCCCAGCGACAAUGGCAUGCGUGACCCCCAAUUGUUCGUCCCCAGUGACGCCGCCAGCUCAAUCGCUCCCGAUGAGCCGCUCUUCCCCCAGGAUCCCAUGGACCCGCUCGCCCAGAGCCUCAUCAAGAAGCACAUGGAGUCUCCAGACUUCGCCACCCUUCCCAGCAAACCUGCCCGCGAGGACUAUGAACUUGCAGUCUCCUUCGUUUCAACCGUCUAUCAGUCAUACAACAAAAACCCACGAGCGUGGUUCCUGCAAGAGAGGGAGUUCGACCAGCGGUACGGCCGACCCAGCGGUAUCCAGAAGAGACCGGCCUUGAAGAAACUCGCUCCCGCCCCCUCCUCAGGACCCCGCAGGCAGAAGGUCGCUCUUCCACGCCUGCCACGCGCCCCUCGUGCUCCCAAGCGCACUCCUCAGGCCCGUGUUUAUGACUCUUUCGAUACUCUUCCUUCCUCGGCUUCGCCGAAGCCUGCACGACCUGCCACCAACCGAGAUGACACAGACUACACUGCUCUUCCGGACUUUUCGCCACCCCUAGAGUCUCUUCCAAAGGGCAACAACAAGAUUCUCAAGGCGGACUGGAAAGGUCAGGUUCUCGACCUCUCCAACGAUCCCGACCGUCACCUCUUGCACGAGGCUGAAGUGAAUCUCGCCGCUACGCUCCGUCUCAGCUGCGCCACCUAUCUCUGCAGUAAGCGCCGCAUCUUCCAGGCACGCAUCGAUGCCUUGAGAAUCGGCAAGGAGUUCCGCAAGACAGACGCCCAGCAGGCGUGCAAGAUCGACGUCAACAAGGCUAGCAAGUUGUGGCAAGCAUAUGAGAAGGUUGGCUGGUUCAAGCAGGAUUACUUCCGCCAGUUUGUCUAA
Molecule: messenger RNA, 1158 nt
Organism: Aaosphaeria arxii CBS 175.79
Lineage: Eukaryota; Fungi; Ascomycota; Dothideomycetes; Pleosporales
Product: SWIRM domain-containing protein FUN19
Exons: 1
Coding region: 1-1158 (385 amino acids)
Biological process (GO): regulation of transcription by RNA polymerase II; chromatin remodeling
Cellular component (GO): SAGA-type complex; nucleus
Molecular function (GO): transcription coactivator activity; chromatin binding; protein binding
Source: RefSeq, a predicted model, not a curated record